AUGGAACUCUACCGAGAACAUUUUCGCGCCAUAAUUUAUUACAACUUUCAGAGACAAUUAUCGCAACAAGAAUGCCUUGCUGAGUUAGUGUCUGUUUUCGGCAACGAAGCACCACAUCAGUCGACAAUUUCCCGUUGCUAUGGAGAAUUCAAACGUGGACGGGUGAGUCUUAGCGACGAUCCCAUGGUGGGUGCACCAAAAACGGCAAUUGAGGCGUCCUUGAAGAUCUCAGAGACCUCAAUUCAAAAAAUUUUACAUGAAGAAUUAGGAGUAAGAAAAUUAGUUUCUCGUUGGAUACCCCACCUGUUGACUGAAGAGCAGAAAGCAGCCAGGGUUAAUUGGUGUCAAAAAACGCAUGACCUUUUUAAUUUCGGAAACUCAAAAAUGUCUGAAGAAAAGCCAACAAAAGUCAUCCGUUCUCGAAGUGUUUCGAAAAAGAUGGUCGCCAUAUUUCAAAGAACUGUUACUGCGGAUUGGUAUACCACCAUUUGUUUGCCAAAAGUCAUCAUCGAGCUUCGAAAAAUCAACCCCGAAAUAAGAAUCAUCCUCCACCAAGACAAUGCAAGCUCGCACACAGCCCAAAAAACAAAUCAGUAUUUAACGGAAGAAAAGUGGAAUUAUUGGACCAUCCUCCAUAUAAGUCCUAAUGAUUUCUUUACUUUCCCGAAAAUUAAAAACAGACUGCGUGGUCAAAGGUUCCAGUCACCAGAAGAAGCAGUUGACGCAUUCAAGAAUGCCGUUUUGGAUCUGUCAGCAAACAAGUGGAAUAAGUGCUUCGAAAAUUGGUUCGAGCGCAUGCAGAUGUGUAUUAAUCUUCGUGGAGAAUACUUUGAAAACAAUAAAAUCAUUUAAAACUA
Messenger RNA from Acanthoscelides obtectus, 857 nucleotides. The record is from the annotation of a GenBank genome assembly. NCBI's taxonomy places the organism in Eukaryota, Metazoa, Arthropoda, Insecta, Coleoptera, Chrysomelidae.